Molecule: messenger RNA, 2111 nt
Organism: Haemorhous mexicanus (house finch)
Lineage: Eukaryota; Metazoa; Chordata; Aves; Passeriformes; Fringillidae
Gene: SLC35D4
Product: transmembrane protein 241
Exons: 15
Coding region: 80-928 (282 amino acids)
Cellular component (GO): Golgi apparatus
Molecular function (GO): antiporter activity
Source: RefSeq, a predicted model, not a curated record
GCGCCCGCUGAGGCGACGUGUCCCCGGCCCGGCCGAUGGCCGCCGCCCGCCGCGCCGCGCUCCGCGCCCGCGCUGACCGAUGUAUUUGAAGAGGCCGGCGGGCGGCCUCGCCUUCUGCCUCUUCUACCUGGCCUCCAGCUUCACCAACAAGUAUGUCCUGUCUGUCCUGCAAUUUACCUACCCUACCCUUUUUCAAGGGUGGCAAACAUUGGUGGGUGGCCUUCUGCUUCACAUCUCCUGGAAGCUGGGCUGGGUGGAGAUAAACUUGUGUUCAAGGUCUGAAAUCCUGUCAUGGCUUCCUGCCUCAGUACUUUUUGUGGGCAUUAUUUAUGCCGGCUCCAGGGCACUGUCUAGAUUGCCAAUCCCGGUGUUCCUCACUGUGCACAACGCAGCAGAAGUCAUAACCUGUGGGUUCCAGAAGUUUGUGCAGAAAGAGCAGACUUCUCAUCUGAAAGUCUGUAGUGUGCUGUUCCUCCUGGCAGCAGCAGUGUGCCUUCCUUUGUGUGACACAGAGUUUGAUCCAAAUGGAUAUUUAUGGGCUCUAAUUCACUUGAUCUGUGUUGGGGCUUACAAAGUAUUUCACAAGUUGUGGAAACCUGGAUCUUUAAGUGAUCUGGACCAACAGUACAUCAACUAUGUAUUCAGUGUAGUGCUGUUGGCCUCUGCAUCCCAUCCAGCAGGUGAUCUCUUCAGUGCCUUGGAUUUUCCAUUCCUGUACUUCUACAGGUUUCAUAGCAGCUGCUGUGCCAGUGGACUGUUGGGAUUCUUUCUGAUGUUGCACACAGUGAAGCUAAAAAGCAGCACAACCUCGGGGCAAUAUGCAGCCUGGAGUUUCCUUGCAAAGGUCAUCACUGCUAGCUUAUCACCGUUCUUCUUUGUCAUGACUGCCAAUGUACUAACAAUUUCUUGGCCACGCCACUGCCCUUGAGCUUCCUGUGUGUCCCACACGGAGCUGCCAUGUGAAGAAAAACACGUGACUGUCUGUCCAGGACAAUUCUGGUAUUGUCUGUGUCAGGACUCUGAUCAAUACUGAUGCUCCAAAAUUUUAUGAAGGGUUUGCAAAUAUUUCUCUAAAAGGAGCACAGCUUUUCUCCAUCCAAACAUGCUUUCAUAUACACAAUAUUAUUCCCUAUCAGGCAGGCACUCUGUACUCCCAGAGCUGUCAGACACAUGAACAAGGCACUGGGAACUACUAAACUGUCUCUCUCAUAGUCUGAUCUCCAAUGUUUUUAACUUCUGUCAUCCAGAACCGUCUGUCUUGUUUCUCACAGCUUAUUUGCAGGGAACACAUUUCAAUUCAGCAUUCAGCAAUACUCCUUUGUGGGCUCUGUUACGUUCUCUGUACAGAUCUGUGUAUGUAUAUUUUACUUUGGUGAUGGAAGCUGCACAAGACAAAUGAAAACCUUGAUAUAUGGUAGCUGACAGAUGCCUGGACAGAGUGAUAAAUGCUUCAGCCCAAGUCUCUACUCUGCACACUUUUUGCUUGGCUGGCAGUUUUGAACUUGGAGCUCAGCUCGUGUGUUAUUCACAAGCGUUUUCAGGCAGCUGCUUUCUCAUAGGAAAGCUGUAUAUAUAGUUUCAUAAAUAUGGGAGGAGAGAGAAUGCCUGAAAUGGUUGGUAAGACUGGCAGCAUGAAAUAUUGUAGAAAAUAAAUCCUGCUUUGGCAUGCAACCAGUAAAAGAUGAUCUAGCCUUGGAUGCCUCUAUCUCUUAGCUUAAGAGGGAUAAAAUCAGAAUAAAAUAGGUGAAUAAAAUGAAAGAUGUAUGAUAAGCUCUCUUAUCUGCUGUUACUGUGUAUCCCUGAUAAAUCUGCUUCACAGAAAGCAGACGGAAGACAGACACCUGAAACAGACUUUUGGUAGGUCACUGAUAAGGUCUCAGCCACACAAGAAGUGAAGUCAAUAACUCUGCACUCUCUGACUACUUUAAUGCAUCCCACAGGUGACCAGCUAUGUACCUAUCAACUGCCAGUAACCUAAUUCAUACACUUAUGGCUUACGAUGCAUAUAUAUGAGAAACCCUGACAGACAAGAGACUUUAAACUGUGAUGGAAAAUGUGAGUGAUUCCGAAUUAUAAUUAAAAUUCUAAAAAAGGCAGCUAGACUAAAAUAA